GUCGGAGCAGCUAGUGGCUGCGCCUCAUAAGGGCGCUGCCAGUCGAGUCUAGUGCUACUGUUUCCUGCUCUUGGCCGCCUCCGCGCUCUCGCUGGAAUCCUUGCAACUCCGCCGGCAUGUCUCAGGCUGAGUUUGAAAAAGCGGCUGAGGAAGUUAAGCACCUCAAGACCAAGCCAACUGAUGAGGAGAUGCUGUUCAUCUACAGCCACUACAAACAAGCCACUGUGGGCGACAUAAACACAGAAAGGCCUGGGCUUUUGGAUCUCAAAGGCAAGGCCAAGUGGGAUGCCUGGAAUCAGCUGAAAGGGACUUCCAAGGAGGAUGCCAUGAAGGCUUACAUCAACAAAGUGGAAGAGCUAAAGAAAAAAUACGGAAUAUAAGGGACUGGAUUUGGCUGCCUGCCAAACUGCUACCACGCCUUGUUUUUCUAAUACUGUGGAUGACGCGAAAUAAAGAAAAUAGCUCUUUAACCUAGAUCCUGAAGACAUACAGAACAUGGCCCCGACCAGAGGGGCUGAAAUGGUUCCUGACUCGCACUGAGUAGUUUUUAAUCUGUAGAUCAAUUAAAAGUUCACUUGUUAUUUUAA
This is a messenger RNA of Suricata suricatta (meerkat), 587 nucleotides long. It is a transcript of the gene DBI, whose product is annotated as diazepam binding inhibitor, acyl-CoA binding protein. NCBI's taxonomy places the organism in Eukaryota, Metazoa, Chordata, Mammalia, Carnivora, Herpestidae. Gene Ontology annotation, molecular function: fatty-acyl-CoA binding. The coding region runs from base 117 to 380 and encodes 87 amino acids. The transcript has 4 exons. Gene Ontology annotation, cellular component: mitochondrion. The record is from RefSeq and is a predicted model, not a curated record. Gene Ontology annotation, biological process: fatty acid metabolic process.